CUUUUCACCCCCUUUUUUUUUUUUUUCACGGCGCCCCUGGUGAGAGUUGAGGUUGUGAGAGUUGGGAAAGACUUCAACAACUCCUGCAGUGCGAAAACAAAUCUGAAGACAUGCGGGUGGCAGUGAUUGGAGCUGGAGUCAUCGGCCUGUCAGCAGCACAGAGCAUCUACGAGCAGUUUCACUCCAUUGUCAGUCCACUGAGCAUCGAGGUGUAUGCAGACUAUUUCACUCCUCUGACCACGAGCGAUGGAGCUGCUGGCUUGUGGCAGCCCUACCUGUACGAUGAAGGCAAUGUCCAGGAGACAAAAUGGAAUAAGGAAACAUUUGACUACUUGCUGAACUGUCUCAGAUCGCCAGACUCCAUUCAAAUGGGUGUAUUCCUUCAAUCUGGCUACAACCUCUGCACUGAACCAGCCCCAGAUCCCUCAUUUAAAGAUAUCGUCCUAGGCUUCAGACAGCUCACAGAGCGAGAACUGCAGAUGUUCCCCGGAUACAAUCAUGGGUGGUUCAACACUGCUCUCAUGCUGGAAGGUAAAACAUACUUACCUUGGCUGAUGGAUUGGUUGCAAAAAAGGGGAGUGACAUUUUACCAAAGAAAAAUAGAGUCCUUUAAGGAGCUGGCAGAGUCUGGGGCAGACGUGAUAAUAAACUGCAGUGGGAUGAGAUCAGGAGAUCUCCAGCCGGACCCUGAGCUCAAACCCGGGCGGGGGCAGAUCGUGAAGGUCGAAGCGCCGUGGCUGAAGCAUUGGAUUCUCACCCACAAUUUAAAAAAAGGAAUCUACAAUUCACCAUACAUCAUUCCAGGGAGUCGACUCGUGACAGUCGGUGGGAUUCUCCAGUUAGGGAACUGGAGUGAAAAGAACAAUUCUACGGACCAUAAGAACAUCUGGGAAAACGCUUGUCAGCUCGAGCCAAGUCUCAAGCAUGCCAGGAUAGUGCAGGACUGGGCCGGCCUCAGGCCUGUUCGCAGCAAAGUCCGAUUGGAGAGGGAGACCAUACAGUCCGGUGCAGCUGCAAUAGAGGUGAUACACAACUACGGACAUGGAGGUUUUGGACUCACCAUUCACCGGGGCUGCGCCCAAGAGGCAGCAAGGCUCUUCGGUCAGAUUGUGGAACAAAAAGGGAAAGGUCCAAAAGCUCGCUUGUAAAUUUCUGUGCAGGUGCUUGAUUGAUUGAUUGAUUCAUUCAUUGAUUGAUUGAGGUGCACUUCCAAUUUUAAUGUCAGUUCCUUGUGCCUCAUAAUCCAAAAACUGUUAUUUUCUAUAACCAGCAUUUUAGCAAACAGAUUUUCAAUUUCCAUACCUUUGGGGUACUUACAUGACAUAAAUACAACUCAUUUGUGUAACUUGUAUGUAACUCUAAAGAGUAGACACCAAUUAAAUGAUUCACAUCUAAUCAUAGAUAAAUCCAUAGAAGGAUAUGUUCAUUUAAAGAAGUAUAUUGUGUAAAAAUAAAUUCUAUGUUCUCAUUAAAUGUAAUGUAGAAAAAUGUCUAACUGAUAAAAUCACUUUUUAUUAAUAAAUAACAACAUGAAUACACUGCUCUUUUUGAAAGAUUAUUUACUAUAGUAUCAUACACAUUUACAUCCAGUGCAUCGACAAGAAUCUGUGCACACAGACACUUAAUACAGCACUAUAUCUCCAACAGGUAAAGAGUCAGCUGGCUGGGCCUGUACUAGUUCCUGUAACUUUUUUUUACACAAAUCUUUGCACAGUGUGUCACUCUGACAAGUCAGUCUCCACAUCACCUUUGUUACAAACAAAAGCAAAGACAACAACUAAAACAGGUAUUGAUACAUAUACAUUAUUUACAGAAAGACAGAAUGUAACAUCCUGUUAAUGGAUGUGUACAUACAUACACGUGUAGGUCUAUGUGUGCAAAGCCUCGACUCGAGUAGAGCAAGAGACGCUGCAUUUAUAGAUCAGGACACCAUAUAUUCAUGUUCAUGGCAUUUGAUUGAGCGAUGAAAAUACUUUUUAGAUUUACUUCAACAUUAACUUACAAUUGUCUUCAGAUGCAGGCCAGGAUCUGUGGACUUGUUCCAGUUGUGUUAUAUUUAUGAAAUAUCGUUCACUAUAUGAUGUAAAUAUGCUAUGGUGAAGGCUUUGGCAGAUUUAUUAGGUUGUUGAUUCUAAUAUGGCCUCAUAAUGAUACUUGUUUCUUCAGCUAACAACAAACAUCAUCCAUGUUAAAAUGUGAAAUAAUACUGACGCAAAAUAAAGAACAUAUUUAGCACAAGGUUUAACACAGUGACUUACUGUGUGUCCUUUCACUGCCUUUACACAAUUUAUUUUUGAAUUAAAGGUGGGGUAGGUAAGUUUGAGAAACCGGCUCGAGAUACACUUGUUGUUAUAUUCCAUGGAA
Gymnodraco acuticeps is the source of this 2364-nucleotide messenger RNA. RefSeq names its product D-amino-acid oxidase-like. Gene Ontology annotation, molecular function: FAD binding; D-amino-acid oxidase activity. The record is from RefSeq and is a predicted model, not a curated record. The coding region runs from base 111 to 1148 and encodes 345 amino acids. The transcript is spliced from 11 exons. Lineage: Eukaryota; Metazoa; Chordata; Actinopteri; Perciformes; Bathydraconidae.